UCUAAAGUUGCGUUCAGAGGUGGCAGUCGGUGCUGGAGCAGCGCAGAAGCCGGCGGGAGGCUGACUGAUGCCUUCAGUAACGUAAUGACAGGCUCUGGCUCGCUCUAUGGUUGCUACAAAUCACAGAAUGAAGAAAAUGUAGAGCUACCUCAGACCUACAGCUCUUCCCUUUCGCCAUCAGAGUACUCAGCUCCUGUGGACUCCUCCCUUCUAUAUACACCGUGGUCUACGUGUGGAGAUGAUCCUAAGCAGCCUGCUGCUUCUCAGAUGAAUGUGAAGUCCAGGAUUCAACCUGAAAGGAAUGACUAUGGCAGUGAAACAGAUUUGUAUGGACUCGUGUCUAAUAUCUUGGAAGAACAAGACAAAUCGCAGCCGUACUGUGCUGAGGGGAGUUGCCCUUCCAGCUUGAAGUCAGUGUGGGCCAUGAACACAACCAGAACCACAGACCACCAUGACCUGUUGCCAGAAACUAAAAGACCAGUUGUUGGAGCUGUCUCACAACAGGGUUUUUAUAGUAGCAGCGAAUCUGUGUCUGCUGCUGAGAAGCAGUACUUACAAAGUGAUAAUAUUGCAUCCCAGCAGAAAGCAGAGGAGUGUUAUCCCGGGUUUCCUGGCAUAGACCUGGAAGAGCAGUGUUCAUACCCUUCCAGGAAUGAUCAUGCCAACUGCUGCAACAUGCAGACUAAUGAGAAUAUUAAGACAACCUCCACAUAUCAGAACUAUUCAUACAUUAAAAACACCUUUACACCCCAAGUUGUGUAUUCAGAUGUAACCAAAGACUCGGGAGCCGAUGCUUAUCCUUACGGAAGGGAGAAGGUGUGUCCCAAGGCAGCAGAGGUGCAGUCGCACCAGAAGCAGCCGGAAACAUUUCUUCCACAGUUUCACAGAUAUAAUGAAAAUGCAGAUUAUAGUAGAUACACUGAAUAUUCUCAUGCUGGCAAAGCAAAGCCUAACAAGAGCACCAAUAGUAGCCUCCAAGAAAAUAAGAAGUUAGUAAAUGGCACCGUUGAGGCACCAUCUCUGGACACAGAGCCUUAUACUAAAUUAUUUCAAAUUAAAUCAGGAACUCAGAAAAAAAUAGAAGAUAAUAUUUCAGAUCAGCAAAACUUCACAUUUCCCGAAGCUGUAGGACUUCUGUCGGAAAAACAAUUUGCAAAUGAAGCUUCAUUCUGCACUGAUUUGGGGAAAAAAUUUGAUUAUGGACUAAAACCUUUCACAGCUUCUCUGGGGAGCGGUGACUGUGGGAAUGGUGUGGAAAAGCAGCAGUUCUCCAAGUCCGAUCUCCAGAACUCUGAAUUCUGUAAAUCGCUUCCCGUGUUGCCAAGCUCUGCGAACCCUUCAGCAGGCGCCAGCGUGAGGCCGCCUUGGAUGAACAUUCCAGCCAAACCCGCUGCUUCCGGCCCAUUUCAGAAUCCAAACCCUUUGUUGAAACUCAGUAAUCGUUUACCUGCUUUUCCCAAAAGUUCUGGUCAUUCUCAUGAUUUUUUUCAGUUACCAUCUUCAAAUUUCCUUUUAAAUAGUAAUUUAUUUCACAAGUACUGUCAAGAUAAUCCUUCCUCAAGUCUUGAUUUUGGUUACAACGCCACAGAACGAGCCCGAUCUGCUGCUUGCAUGGAAGCACUAGUUAGGAGUGGAGAAGAGAAUCUCAUUGAGUAUUUAAGUGAAAAGAAAUCAAAGCAGCCAAACGGAUUCUGCGACAUUUAUUCGGCUCAGCAGUUGGGGAUCAUUGAGAAUAUGAACAGACAGCGUUUCCAGUUGAAGCCACCGAGUGAGCAUUACGAUCUGGAAGGACAAAAACACGCAGAUGGGUUGUUGCAGACCAUGUACCAGGAUUUACUGGAGUCUCAGGGUCAGUUUAAUCUCAGGCAGAGCAGCGGGGACAGUAACGCCGUCAGCCCUGUGACGUGCCUGCAGGCUCCAGGCUUCUCCAGCAGUUUGGUGGGUGACCUGAGACAGAACCAGCAGCUCGGUUCAAGCCCGUUCCCCUUGAGAUCAGCUCGGCUCUUGGGCUGCUCCAUUGUCCCUCUGAUGGAGUCUCACCCCUUGUUCUCCCACGAGGAUUUAAAACAUUUCUACUCUUAUUUUAACGAUAAGCUCUAUGGCGACGCUGCUUUUUCUAGUUUUGUGCCAGCGUUUGGAUAUCAAAGACAAGUUAAAACCCGCAGCGGGCCUGCCAGCGAGCUUCAUGUUAGACUGGAAGAAUGUUAUGAGCAGUGGAGAGCUCUGGAGAAAGAAAGAAAGAAGACUGAAUCAGCUCUUGCUAAGAAUUUCCAAGGGAAAAAGGUUUCCAGUGCUAACAACACUCCAAUUCCAAGGCUGACAUCAAACCCAUCAAGAGUCGAUCGCUUAAUUGUGGAUGAGCUGCGUGAACAAGCCAGA
Antrostomus carolinensis (chuck-will's-widow) is the source of this 2379-nucleotide messenger RNA. RefSeq names its product meiosis specific with coiled-coil domain (gene MEIOC). Gene Ontology annotation, biological process: female meiosis I; mRNA stabilization; meiotic cell cycle. Gene Ontology annotation, cellular component: cytoplasm; nucleus. The annotation marks the transcript as partial. Lineage: Eukaryota; Metazoa; Chordata; Aves; Caprimulgiformes; Caprimulgidae. The record is from RefSeq and is a predicted model, not a curated record. The transcript is spliced from 5 exons.